AUGGCGUCUUCUUUGGUGCCUGGCCCAAGGUUGAUUAGCGCUUUAGGCCCUGGCGGGGAGCUAGAGGCAGAAAAGCUGCCCCGGAAGCUGCGGGCCGAACUUGAGGCCGCGCUGGAGAAGCAACACCAGAGCGGUGAUAGUAGUCCCCGACGCCUGGUUCCCUUCCGUCUGAUCAGGGAUCUGCACCAGCACCUGAGAAAAAGGGAUUCCACGCUCUAUCUUCAUGAGCUCCUGGAAGGCAGUGAAUUUUAUCUCCCAGAAGUUGUGAAGCCUCCCCGGAACCCAGAGUUAGUUGCCCGGUUGGAGAAGAUUAAGAUACAGCUGGCCAAUGAGGAAUAUAAGCGGAUCACACGUAAUGUCACCUGCCAGGAUUCAAGGCAUGGUGGGACUCUCAGUGACCUAGGAAAGCAAGUGAGGUCAGUGAAGGCUCUAGUCAUCACCAUCUUCAACUUCAUUGUCACGGUGGUAGCUGCGUUUGCCUGCGCUUACCUUGGAAGUCAGUAUAUCUUCACAGAAAUGGCCUCGCGGGUGCUGGCUGCAUUGAUCGUCGCCUCUGUGGUGGGUCUGGCUGAGCUGUAUGUCAUGGUACGGGCUAUGGAAGGCGAGUUGGGAGAGCUGUAA
This is a messenger RNA of Chrysochloris asiatica (Cape golden mole), 621 nucleotides long. It is a transcript of the gene VMA12, whose product is annotated as transmembrane protein 199. NCBI's taxonomy places the organism in Eukaryota, Metazoa, Chordata, Mammalia, Afrosoricida, Chrysochloridae. The transcript is spliced from 6 exons. The record is from RefSeq and is a predicted model, not a curated record. Gene Ontology annotation, biological process: vacuolar proton-transporting V-type ATPase complex assembly. Gene Ontology annotation, cellular component: endomembrane system. The coding region runs from base 1 to 621 and encodes 206 amino acids.